AGUGACAUAGAACUGCAUUUACAAAUCGACAGAAACCAGUUCAUAAAGUAUCAGUAGCGUUAAAUGCAAGGACCAGGAAUUCAGGAGAAUAUCUUGGCAGAGGUUCAUACUCUCUAAAUGCCAUAUAAUUGCUUUUGAUCGUAUUAGAAUAAUCAAACUAAAGAACUAUUAAUUCCUAUCUGAAAAAUAUGGAGCGAAAAAUUUUGCUCCACAUCAUCAUCCUAAUCACAAUGAUUUCAUAUAGCACAUCUUCAGGAUCGUGGUAUUUCAACACGAUGAAGGAUACGAAACAGUUAGACUAUUCACUAGAAACCUCCUUUAAGGCAUACGCUACAAGUGAUUGCGCAAUAAAAUGUGCUAUGAACGAAAAAUGUUAUUCAUUUGCGUUCUAUGAAGCUGGCGGAACAUGUCAGCAAUACAAAUUUAAAGGCGAAGGACCAAUAAAUGAAGAUGGAUGGAUAUAUGGUUUCGAUAAAGAGGAGGAGUCUUCAGCAGAGAGUUCAGAGACAUAAAUGCAUUGUUCCAUUCUAGACUGAGAUAAAAGGCAGAGAUCUCACAUUCAAAUGUGUUGAUUAGAUGACAAAAGAGUGAU
Molecule: messenger RNA, 592 nt
Organism: Owenia fusiformis
Lineage: Eukaryota; Metazoa; Annelida; Polychaeta; Sabellida; Oweniidae
Source: the annotation of a GenBank genome assembly